This is a messenger RNA of Colletotrichum orchidophilum, 618 nucleotides long. RefSeq lists its product as uncharacterized. The coding region runs from base 1 to 618 and encodes 205 amino acids. NCBI's taxonomy places the organism in Eukaryota, Fungi, Ascomycota, Sordariomycetes, Glomerellales, Glomerellaceae. Gene Ontology annotation, molecular function: acyltransferase activity, transferring groups other than amino-acyl groups. The transcript has 3 exons. The record is from RefSeq and is a predicted model, not a curated record.
AUGGCGGCGGCACCCGUCUUCGUCGAGCCGGCCAGGCCAGAAGACGCUCCCGCCAUUGCCGAAAUUUUCCUCAAGUCUUUCAACGGUGACUUCUUCCAGACCAUGUUUCCCCAGAACGAAUACGGCCGGGCUUACGUGACCGACGCCUACAAGCAGUUCAUGUUCUCCAAGGAGCACGGUUCCCAAGAGGGCCAGGUUUCUGUUGUCAGAAACGAGAAAGGAGAGCCUGUGGCCACCACCCUUAUCUGGAUUAUCCGCCCCGAAGACAACGGAACCUGGUCGUGGCGCAAACGAUGGCCGUCCGCCAAUGCAGGGCAAAAAGAUGAGCUACUUGACGAGUUCUUCUCCGACAUGGCGUCUCAACACAACCGCGUCAUGGGCAAGAACCCUCAUGUUUACUUUGAACUGAUAUUCACCGAUCCGGCAUACCUUCGAAGAGGCUAUGCUAAAGCUCUCCUUCAAAGAGGGACCGAGAUCGCAGAUGAGAUGGGCUACCCAAUGUAUCUCGACGCUGAGGCAUACAUUGUUGACCUCUACUCCCGAGCGGGCUUCGCGAUUAUGACUAAUGCAGGCCAGUCGUCACACAUGAUUCCCAUGAUGAGGCCAGCCAAGGAUUAA